Choloepus didactylus (southern two-toed sloth) is the source of this 2992-nucleotide messenger RNA. RefSeq names its product exostosin glycosyltransferase 2 (gene EXT2). The transcript has 14 exons. The record is from RefSeq and is a predicted model, not a curated record. Bases 194 to 2350 code for a protein of 718 amino acids. Gene Ontology annotation, cellular component: membrane. NCBI's taxonomy places the organism in Eukaryota, Metazoa, Chordata, Mammalia, Pilosa, Megalonychidae. Gene Ontology annotation, molecular function: glycosyltransferase activity.
GCUCGGUUGUCCGCGCCUGGCUCCUCAGUCGCUCGCGCAGACCCGGUGCUGGCCGUGGUGGCUGCGGACGCAGCGCGAUCCAACUUGGGCGGCCGUGGCGCGGGCCCUGCGGCAUGAGUCGGUGACCGAGCGCGGGGCGCAGCGGAAGGCAGCGGUGGCCGAGGAGUGUGAGGAAGAGGCUGCCUGUGUCAUUAUGUGUGCGUCGGUCAAGUACAAUAUCCGGGGUCCUGCCCUCAUCCCAAGGAUGAAGACCAAGCACCGAAUCUACUACAUCACCCUCUUCUCCAUUGUCCUCCUCGGCCUCAUUGCCACUGGCAUGUUUCAGUUCUGGCCCCAUUCCAUCGAGUCCUCAAAUGACUGGAAUGUAGAGAAGCGCAGUGUCCGUGACGUGCCAGUAGUCCGGCUGCCAGCGGACAGCCCCAUCCCCGAGCGGGGGGAUCUCAGUUGCAGAAUGCACACAUGUUUUGAUGUCUACCGCUGUGGCUUCAACCCGAAGAACAAAAUCAAGGUGUAUAUUUAUUCUCUGAAAAAGUAUGUGGAUGACUUUGGUGUCCCAGUCAGCAACACCAUCUCCCGGGAGUAUAACGAACUGCUCACAGCCAUCUCAGACAGUGACUACUAUACUGACGACAUCAGUCGGGCCUGCCUGCUUGUCCCGUCCAUCGAUGUGCUUAACCAGCACACCCUCCGCAUUAAGGAGACAGCGCAAGCAUUGGCCCAGCUCUCUAGGUGGGAUCGAGGUACAAAUCACCUGCUGUUCAACAUGUUACCUGGGGGUCCCCCAGAUUAUAACACGGCCCUGGAUGUCCCCAGAGACAGGGCUCUUUUGGCUGGUGGUGGCUUUUCUACGUGGACUUACCGGCAAGGCUAUGAUGUCAGCAUACCUGUCUAUAGUCCACUUUCCGCGGAGGUGGAUCUUCCAGAGAAAGGAUCAGGCCCUCGGCGAUACUUCCUCCUGUCAUCUCAGAUGGCUCUGCAUCCUGAGUACAGAGAGGACCUGGAAGCCCUCCAGGCCAAACAUGGAGAGUCAGUCUUGGUGCUAGAUAAGUGCACCAAUCUCUCAGAGGGUGUCCUUUCAUUCCGUAAGCGCUGCCACAAGCACCAGGUCUUCGAGUAUCCCCAGGUGCUGCAGGAAGCCACUUUCUGUGUGGUUCUUCGUGGAGCUCGGCUGGGCCAGGCGGUAUUGAGUGAUGUAUUACAGGCUGGCUGUGUCCCAGUUGUCAUUGCAGACUCCUAUAUUUUGCCUUUUUCUGAAGUUCUUGACUGGAAGAGAGCAUCUGUGGUUGUGCCAGAAGAAAAGAUGUCAGAUGUGUACAGCAUUUUGCAGAGCAUCCCCCAAAGACAGAUUGAAGAAAUGCAGAGGCAGGCCCAGUGGUUCUGGGAGGCGUACUUCUCAUCAAUUAAAGCCAUUGCCCUGGCCACACUGCAGAUUAUCAAUGACCGAAUCUAUCCAUAUGCUGCCAUCUCCUAUGAAGACUGGAAUGACCCUCCUACCGUGAAAUGGAGCAGUGUGAGUAACCCACUCUUCCUUCCACUGAUCCCACCACAGUCUCAAGGUUUCACUGCCAUCGUCCUCACCUAUGACCGAGUGGAGAGCCUCUUCCGGGUCAUCACAGAAGUAUCCAAGGUGCCCAGUCUUUCCAAGCUGCUAGUUGUCUGGAAUAAUCAGAAUAAAAAUCCUCCAGAAGAUUCUCUCUGGCCCAAAAUCCGGGUUCCAUUAAAAGUUGUGAGGACUGCUGAAAACAAGUUGAGUAACCGUUUCUUCCCUUAUGAUGAAAUUGAGACAGAGGCUGUUCUGGCCAUUGAUGAUGAUAUCAUUAUGCUGACCUCCGAUGAGCUGCAGUUUGGUUAUGAGGUCUGGCGGGAGUUUCCUGACCGGUUGGUGGGUUACCCAGGUCGCUUGCAUCUCUGGGACCAUGAGAUGAGUAAGUGGAAGUAUGAGUCUGAGUGGACGAACGAAGUGUCCAUGGUGCUCACAGGGGCAGCUUUUUAUCACAAGUAUUUCAAUUACCUGUAUACCUACAAAAUGCCUGGCGAUAUCAAGAACUGGGUGGAUGCUCACAUGAACUGUGAAGACAUUGCCAUGAAUUUCUUGGUGGCUAACGUCACAGGGAAAGCUGUCAUCAAGGUAACCCCACGAAAGAAAUUCAAGUGUCCGGAGUGCACAGCCAUUGAUGGGCUUUCACUAGACCAGACGCACAUGGUGGAGAGGUCCGAGUGCAUCAACAAGUUUGCUUCAGUCUUUGGGACAAUGCCUCUCAAGGUGGUAGAACACCGAGCUGACCCUGUCCUGUACAAAGACGACUUUCCUGAGAAACUGAAGAGCUUCCCCAACAUCGGCAGCUUAUGAAAUACACCCUUGGCGGAGGUCUACAUGUUAAGCUUGAACAAAGGAAGAGAACCAGGCCUCCUCGGCACUCUGAUAUCCUGAUAUCAGGAUAGAGCAUUUCAGGAUGGGAGGUUGACAUACUGGAUCUUGGCAUAUACCUACCUAACCCACUUUCUCAACAACAGAAUCUGGAAGGAAUAUCUAAGCACCUUGAGCUACGCAUCACAUCAUCUGUUCUUGUGAUCCUUGGGCUCUCCAGUGAGUACUUUUUGAAAAUGGCAGAUGGAAGCCUUUGUGACACACUCAUAAUUUAAAUCCAGCUCAGGCUCCUUUCGUUUUCAGUUCUGUUGCAACACUGUGAAAUGAAACUUCACUGACUCUAAGACUGCUGGAAAGGAGAAACCUGUUGAUGAAUUUCAGAUUUAGAAAAUCAUGUAAAAGAAACCCAGACCUCACUUUUAGUUUUUUCAAAUCAGUGAGUUCUUUGGAGGAAAAGCCAGGCCUACGAGUUGAUAUAAAAUCCAAACAUCCUAUUGGGGUUUAGGUAUGCCUCGGGACUUGGGGCAUACUGACUGCUAUGUUGGGAUUCUAUAAGUUCAAUGAACUGUCCUCAUUGGUUUGGCUUUUUGAUAUGAUUAAAUUUAUUUUUUAUUCCUUUUUCUA